AUGCAGUCCACCGGGAGCGAGGAGGCGGAGAGGGAGCCGGAGGAGACAGGGAGAUGGAGGUCAAGGAGCGGGCUUCUCUGGUCCCCAUCCCACGAAGAGACGCUGCGUUGGAUCCCUCCGCCCACCGGCCUGACCCCUGGACCAACUCACUAUGCCCUGGCCAGGAUAACUUCCAUUAUUUCUACGAUGGAUCUUUUCCUUACCGAGGAGGUGAUCCAGAUGGUCAUGGGCAUGACCAACCUGCACGGGAGGCGCACAGUGCAGGACUGGAAAGACGUUGACGAGACGGAUAUCAGGGCUACCAUCGAGCUCCUGCUCCUAUCAGGAGUAUUCCGGUCGCGGAGCGAAUCCCUGCAGAGCCUCUGGGACGAGGAGACGGGGAGGCCGAUUUUCCGGGCCACUAUGUCCCGGGGCCAAUUUUCCAGGAUCCUAGCAAACCUCCGCUUUGAUGACAAACUCAACCGGCGGAGGAGGAGGGGAGACAAAUUUGCGCCCAUACGCGCCCUCUGGGACAAGUGGACCGAGCGCCUCCCUAUGCUGUUUAAUCCCGGCUGGGAUGUCUGUGUGGACGAGCAGCUGGUUGCCUUCAAGGGUCGCUGCAGUUUCAGGCAGUAUAUGCCUAUGAAACCAGCAAAAUACGGCCUGAAGAUUCGGACAUUAUGUGAUGUAGCAACCUCUUAUGCCUGGCGAAUGCAGCCGUACACCGGCAAGGCGGCUGGGGCAGCAGCGGAGGUUGGCCAGGGCAAACGGGUGGUGCUGGAUAUGGUGGAGGGGCUCCAGGGUCACACCGUCACGUGUGAUAAUUUAUUUUCCUCCAGCUCACUUGCCGAGGAGCUGUUGAAGAGGAAAGUGGCCCUGGUGAGCACCAUAAGGAAAUGUAAACCGGAGCUGCCCCCUGCGCUGUUGGAGACACGGGGACGCGCCGUAACGUCUUCCGGAUUCGCCUUCACCCGGACCCAGAGCGCCGUCUCCUAUGUGCCGAAGCGGGGCAAAUUGGUGCUCCUACUCAGCACAAAACACCGGGAGCCGGAGCUUUCCACCGGGGCGAAGGCGAAGCCCGUGGUCAUCCUGGACUACAACAGAUGUAAGGGAGCGGUAGACAACCUUGACAAGGUUGUCGGCACCUACAGCUCCCGACGGAAGUCUCGUCGGUGGCCGAUGGCAAUCUUCAAUCACAUCCUUGACAUCUCAGCGUGGAAUUCGCUAGUUCUGUGGACCGCUGUGCAACCGGAAUGGAACAAGCAGCGCCCAGAUCGUAGAAGGCUGUUCCUGGUGAAGCUUGGGAAGGCUCUAGUAACGCCCCACAUGUCCAGAAGAUGUGCCAUCCCCCGCACACCUGUAGCUGCCUUGAUGGUUGAGUCUUGCAGACCUCCACCAGCAACAGAGGAGGAGGCGCAGCCAGUCCCAGAAGGAGUCAGCAGAAAGGUUUGGGAGCUGGUGAAUGCCAUGCACCAGGAUGAGGUUGCAGUCAUCAUCAAAGAGGAGAAGACCUCCCUCCCCUCCCUGGUCCCUCUCAUCUCUGCCAUCAUCCACUCCUCUCUCACCACUGGAACUGUGCCUACAUCCUUCAAAACUGCUGCCAUUACCCCAAUCCUGAAAAAAACUGGCGCCGACCCCUCCAACUUCAACAACUUCCGUCCUAUCUCCAAUCUACCCUUCAUCUCCAAAAUCCUGGAAAAAACAGUUGCCUCCCAACUCCACUCUCACCUAACCCACAAUAACCUGUAUGAACAGUUCCAGUCCGGUUUCCGCCCACUCCAUAGCACUGAAACAGCACUCCUUAAAAUCACUAACGACCUCCUUGUGGCAGCUGAUUCUGGACUCCUCACCAUCCUCAUCCUCCUCGACCUAAGUGCAGCCUUCGAUACCAUCUGUCACACCACCCUCCUCACUAGGCUAUCCUCCAUUGAGACACCUCAGAAGUCCAUUCUGAUCUGGCCCAAGGACUUUCCCCCCUGGAGCAAAAGUUGUGUCAGCACUUUCAGCGAAUCGAAACCUGAAGCAGAAACUCACCUGAGGGGAUCGGACGCAAUCAGACAGAUUGCAAAAGAAUGUGGAGCCAAACAUCCAGAAACUCUUUCCUCAACAAAGCUGAGGAAGCAGAUCUCCACCCUCUCCACAGUCCUCAACCUAAAGGAUCAUGAGAUGGAUGUACUGGCAAAUUUCCUCGGCCACGACAUUCGAGUCCACAGACAGUAUUAUCGACUACCUGAAGGAACUCUGGAGUUGGCUAAAAUAGCAUAA
Notolabrus celidotus (New Zealand spotty) is the source of this 2244-nucleotide messenger RNA. RefSeq names its product piggyBac transposable element-derived protein 4-like. The record is from RefSeq and is a predicted model, not a curated record. The transcript has 8 exons. The coding region runs from base 1 to 2244 and encodes 747 amino acids. Lineage: Eukaryota; Metazoa; Chordata; Actinopteri; Labriformes; Labridae.